AUGGACGCCUCUAGCGCCCUCUCGCGGGGCUGGCUACAUGCCACCUUCUUCGAGGAUGCUACCGCUGCAGAAAGAUUCCCAAGCCCCGUUGUCCAGAUUCUAGUUGUCAAGACCAUCCCUACGGAGGGUGGAGGUCCUGACAGACAUCGCCUUGUCCUCAGUGACGGGGAGCUCUUCUGUCAAGCGAUGGUAGCCACUCAGUCCCACUACCUCAUUGCGAACCAACAGCUGGAACAACAUAAGAUCGUCCGGAUCAAACAAUACCAGAAGAAUGUCAUUAAGCAAAAGCGCAUCAUGGUCAUUCUAGACCUCGAGGUCCUCCAGGCUUUCGGAACCCCCCCAAAGAUCGGUACACCCCAACAACUACCAUCAGUCGGACAAGAAGGCCAAAUCCAGACGAUUACUGGACAGAGCUUUUAUGGGGCCAAGACGGAAGAGAAGAAGCCGCCAGCUCCCCGGCGGGUCGAGGCGAAGCCUAACGCUAAUAUCUACCCUAUCGAGGCCCUAUCACCAUACUCUUCGAAGUGGACAAUCCGAGCUCGCGUCAGCGCAAAGUCCGAAAUCAAAACCUGGCAUAAGAACAAUAGCGAAGGAAAACUGUUCAGCGUCAACCUCCUCGACGAGAGCAGCGAGAUCAAGGCUACCGCCUUCAACGAGCAGGUUGAUCAUCUCUACCCCCUGCUACAGGUGGGGCAAGUAUACUAUAUCUCUACCCCCUGCAGGGUCCAGCUGGCCAAGAAGCAGUUCUCAAUUCUUCCAAAUGACUACGAGCUCACGUUCGAACGAGACACCGUUGUCGAGAAGGCCGAAGAUCAGAGCAGUGCGCCGCAAGUCCGCUUUGCUUUUUGCAACCUUGGCGAUCUCAAAGACGUGGAGAAGGAUACCACCGUCGAUGUAAUCGGCGUCCUGAAGGACGUGGAUGACGUUACUUCCCUCGUGUCUAAGGCUACAGGCAAGCCGUACGAAAAGCGUGAACUGUCACUUGUUGACGACAGUGGCUAUGCCACUCGCUUGACAAUUUGGGGUAAACAGGCAAAGUCGUUUGACGUGAAGCCCGAAUCCGUGAUUGCCUUUAAGGGCGUCAAGGUGUCUGACUUUAACGGCCGUAGCCUCAGCCUCCUCAGUUCCGGAACCAUGUCCGUGGACCCCGACAUCCCCGACGCCCACCGCCUAAAGGGCUGGUACGACUCCCAGGGUCGCACAGGCUCCUUCGCAACCCACAACAACAUGGCCAGCGUAGGCAGGGCCACGGGGCGCAAGGAGGAGAUCAAGCUCAUCAAGCAGAUCAAGGACGAGAGCCUCGGUGUGGGCGGCGACGCCUACUUCCUGCUCAAAGCCACCGUGAUCUACAUCAGGCAAAAGAACUUCUGCUACGCCGCCUGCGCGAACCCCAACGGCCAAUGCAACAAGAAAGUCGAGGAGCUCCCCGACGAGACAUGGCGCUGCGAGAAGUGCGACAUGAAUUUCCCCAGGCCAAAUUACCGGUUCAUUCUCGGCGUGAACGUCUGCGACCACUCGGGCCAGAUCUGGUUGACCUGCUUCGACGAGGUCGCCCGCAUGAUCACGGGGACGACUGCCGAUCACAUCAUGGAGGUCAUCAAUGACGGGGGCGAGACUGCGGCGAACCCCAUCUUUGAGGAGGCGAAUUGCCGGAUAUAUAACUUUAAGUGUCGCGCCAAGAUGGAGACUUUCAACGAGCAGGAGACGAUACGAUACCAAAUCAUGAACGCUACACCUGUCGACUUCAAGGCCGAAGGCAACAAACUUGCCGAGCUCAUCAAGCAGUACAGCAUCAGCUAA
Molecule: messenger RNA, 1800 nt
Organism: Scedosporium apiospermum
Lineage: Eukaryota; Fungi; Ascomycota; Sordariomycetes; Microascales; Microascaceae
Product: Replication factor A protein 1
Exons: 4
Coding region: 1-1800 (599 amino acids)
Biological process (GO): DNA replication; DNA repair; DNA recombination
Cellular component (GO): nucleus
Molecular function (GO): DNA binding
Source: RefSeq, a predicted model, not a curated record